Rubroshorea leprosula is the source of this 1578-nucleotide messenger RNA. The record is from the annotation of a GenBank genome assembly. NCBI's taxonomy places the organism in Eukaryota, Viridiplantae, Streptophyta, Magnoliopsida, Malvales, Dipterocarpaceae.
CCAUUUUUCUCUACUAGCACUCUCACUAUGCACAAGCCACCGCUCCACCACCUCCCUCUACUUCUCCUCCUCUCACUCAUCCUCAUUUCCACCGUCGCCGCCGCUCCUACAACAAUAACUCAACAAUUCAAGGAAGCACCACAAUUCUACAACUCCCCGGAGUGUCCUACCACUGGGGCUGAGGAGGAUGAAUCGGUGGGUGAGAAUUCAAUUUUUUUCUCGGAUCAGGCCGUCCAUGUGGCACUGACCCUCGACACUGCUUACAUCCGGGGUUCUAUGGCAGCAAUCCUCUCCGUCCUUCAACAUUCCGUUUGCCCCCAAAACGUCGCCUUCCAUUUCGUCGCCUCCGCUUCCGCCAACGCGUCCCUCCUGCGCUCCACCAUCUCCUCUUCCUUCCCUUAUCUGAAUUUCAGGGUUUACCCUUUUGAUGAUUCGGCCGUGUCGGGACUCAUCUCCACAUCUAUCCGUUCUGCUCUCGACUGUCCCCUGAACUACGCUCGUAGCUACUUAGCCAACCUGCUUCCCCAGUGCGUCCGCCGAGUGGUUUACCUAGACUCCGACCUGGUUCUCGUUGAUGACAUUGCGAAACUCGCUGCCACCCCACUCGGAGACACUGCGGUGCUGGCCGCACCGGAGUAUUGUAAUGCGAAUUUCACCGCGUAUUUUACCCCAACGUUCUGGUCUAACCCUUCCCUCUCUUUAACUUUUGCCGACAGGGAAGCUUGUUAUUUCAACACCGGCGUGAUGGUGAUCGAUCUUGACCGGUGGCGGGAGGGAGAUUACACGACGAAGAUUGAGGAAUGGAUGGAAUUGCAAAAAAGGAUGAGAAUUUACGAAUUGGGUUCUCUGCCUCCUUUCUUACUAGUUUUUGCCGGGGACAUAAUUCCGGUAGAUCACAGAUGGAAUCAACACGGCCUUGGGGGCGACAAUUUCAGGGGACUGUGCCGGAAUUUGCACUCAGGUCCAGUGAGUCUGUUACAUUGGAGUGGAAAAGGGAAACCAUGGGCUCGCCUGGAUGCGAACCGCCCCUGCCCAUUGGAUGCUCUAUGGGCUCCUUACGAUCUAUUGCAGACUCCAUUUGCAUUGGAUUCUUGAAGCAUACAAAAUUAAUUCAAGCCUUAAGUGUUCCGGGUAGUAUGGAAGUCUUUCCAGCGCGGUCAAUAACCGGAAGAAACGCGGCUGAGCAAUACAGAGUACCUAGAGAUGCUAUGGGGAGUAACGCUUGUGUUUCAAGUUUCAGGCGACAACGGCGGUGAUGGGCGGCUGGCCGGAGAAGGGAGAUCCUUUUGUUGACUUGAAGAUUAAUUACAGAGGAAUUAAUUAAUACAUUUCCCUUUUUAUUUUAAAGAAAUUAAAAAAAUAAUGUUCAAAAAGGAAAAGUGGUGUACAAAUAAGGAGAAUUCCAGAAGGAACCUCCGAACCUGUAUAAAAUCGCUUUAUUUCAUAUUUUCCAUUUUCUUCUUUAUUUUUCAAGAAAAAGAAAAAAAAGAAUUGAAGUAUAGUUAAUUGGGUAUUUAAUUGUAAUAUUCAUUGACAGAAUGUUCUGUUUAUUAAGAGAUAUAAAAGAGCCAACUGUUA